AUGGCAUCCACAGAAGAGCCAUCUGGCACGGUCCUGCACCGCCUCAUCCAGGAACAACUACGCUACGGCAACCCCACAGACGCCCGCACCCUCCUGGCCAUCCAGCAGCAGGCCCUGCGCGGAGGCAGCGGAGGGUUCCCUGGCGGAGGACCUGGGAGCGGAGCAGAAGAGGGCCCCGGUCGAAGCCCCCGCUCCUCCCUGGAGAGCCUCACCCAGGAGGACUCCUCAUUCCUCCAGCUGUCCGCCCGUCAGGAGCCCCAGGGCCAGGAGCACCAUGGAGACUACCAGCACUCGGAGAGCAGCUACCAGCUCUACCAGCUCCACGGCGAGGAGCUGCCCACCUACGAGCAGGCCAAGGCCCACUCCCAGUACCUGGCUCAGCAUUGGUCGACCACCACGGGCCCCCACAAGCAGCUCCGCGAGGGGACACUCCUGCGCGAUGGGGACUACCGUGCGGCGGAGGAGGAGCUGAUUGAGUUGAAGCGAGGGCACGUGCGGUCGCUCAGCGAGCGUCUCCUGCAGCUGUCUCUGGAGAGAAAUUGUGCCAUGGCGAAGUCAGAGGCGGUGAAGAGCUCCUCACAUAGCUACCCAGAGCUGGGUUACUACGCACCCCCACAAGGCCUCCAGGACAAACGCAGCCCACACCCAGAAUACUCAUCGGUUACCAUCAUGACCCAAGGUUAUAUGCCCAUCCACGCUCAAGAGCCCCAGUGUGUGUACAGGGACAUGCCCCAGCCACUCCAGAUCCACCAGCACAGGUACUAAGGCAUUACAGCAAUCGUGUGUGUGUGUUGCCCAUACAGUGAGAUCAUGCAAAGGUGUACCAAUGGUUUGAUUGUCAUUGCCCUUAAUCAACAGCCAUCACACAUUUCAUAGUGUGUUAAUUUCUGUGGGCAAAGCUGUACGCAUAAUGGACUUCAAGCCAUGUGUCAUUGGCUAUGUGUCAUCGGUGCCUUGCAUUCCAAACCUCCUAACAAACAUUGUGAAUCAUUACAUGCGCAGGUUGGAAUUCCAAUUGCCUUUCUGAGAACACUUUACAAGCCAACCGACCUAGGGUGGAGUUGAUGUGUUCAUUCUAAUAUAGGGUGGUUGUUAUACCUGGGAGGCCUAACAAAUGUAGGUUGUUCACAUGACCACGGUUCUAUGAGCUAAGGGGCUAGGGUAGUCAUACUCAUUGAAAGACCGUAGUAGUUGUACAUCUUUGGAUAUCUAGUGAGAUCAACAACACACGUCCCUCCUCACAGGUAUGCGGCCCCAGCCCAGCAGCAAGCGGAGGCCUGCUACGGCGUGUUCACUAGUCUGCCCCCUGGUGGCGUGGAGGAGCCCAGGCAGACGGAACUGCUGAUGCUGGACAAUGAGAGGCUGAGACAGGAGCUGGAGGGCCACCGAGAGAAGGCCUGCCGCAUCCACAAGGUGAGAAUCAUUCUCCUUUUAGUCCCUCUCGACGAUGGCGACACUACAUUGGAAUGGUUUGUGCUGCAGGAAGGACUGAUGUUAGUUUUGGAGGACCGAUUCAUGAGAUACAGGACAGGUGCAUAUCAGACUUUCUUUCACAUUUUCCUUGGUCACCAAUGCAUGAUGAACUUUGAGUUGCACACAACACGUGUAACUUCUCAAGUUUGCAUGCCCACACUGAAUAGCAAAGUACUGAAGUCCGCAACAUGUGCCACUUAAUGAAGGGAAUUGAGGAAACACAAGCCAAAUAGCAGAUAGCUUGUGUACAGCUACCCCAGACACACUGUAUAUGGGUAAUCAUUACAACAGCUGCUACCAUUGGCUGUAGAUAGAGCCCCCAUAGAGCCCAGCGGCUGUUACUGUGUCCACACUUCCUGCAUUGUUCUGCAGACGGAGGUCGUGUGUGUAUGUGCUUGUGUCCUUCCAGAGAGGCCAUAUAUUUUCGGUCCUACCCAGGGCAUGUCAGACAGCAGUCGAUGGGGUUGUGACCCCUGGCUCAGAGUGCAGAGAGAGAGACAUUCUGCUAGACGUGGCAGGUGGCAGGUCUACUGUGUGUUGAAUUUGAAAGGACUCUAUUGUACUUUCAUCCCACUGCAUUUUCACUUUUCAUCCAUCAUCCUGUUGUUUUGUUUUUUAAAACUUUUUACUUUCAUCCUCUUUUUACUUUCAUCCUCUUUAAACCCCUGUUUGUGUUCAUCUCUUUUGUAAUGUUUAUUUGAUUGAGGCCCAGGGCCCCUUUUAUUGGCCAGCUCAUAAAAUGUUCCUGACAGAAAUAUUUACUCCCCUUGACAGAACCCCAUGCAAGUAUGCUAUUGUCUGCUAUUAUACAUCAAGAUGGUGGCAACAACACUAACUGAUAAGACGUCACCCAUUUCUCUUGGUAGAUGCCAUAGAGCUAGAUGGAGGACUCUUCUUUAAAAUGGUGGAAGCCCUCGAUGGCAAUGUCCAUGCUAAAACGGGUUAUGUCCAUCUUUCUAUCUCUAUGGUAAAUGCAUAGACACUGCUGCUCUCCUGUGGAGUUACGUCACCCCGUCCCUCAUGCUCCCUCAGCCUUAAAGAAUGCUAAUUAGUGGGGUUGGAAAGUUUCCCCGGACUGUUGGGCCACAGACCUGAGUAGACAUGCCCGAGGGGCUGCUGUAAUGGUGGGCGUCUCUACUUCUCCACUUCUUUGCCUGUUUCUGUUUCCACAGCACAGGCACAGGCAUGCACACCUUUCCCACACUGGCAACCCGCCCAGACCUCUCUCUCUGUCUCUGUCUCUCUCUGUGUGAGUGAACUACCCACACCUGGAAAACAAGCGUGGCUGUUAGCUCCCAGGAAUGCAGAUAUAAAUCAGUCACACACACACAGGGAGUGGUGUUUGCUCAAAUUCCUCUGUAUUAUACUUGUGUAGUGUAUACUGUAUAUACACAGUAUGUAGGCUAUGUGCCCACAUGUACGGAAUGUGCUCCCAGGUAUAUUUAUGAAUGUGUAUAGACAUGUCUAUGUGCUGUACUGCAUGUAUACAGUACUAUGCCUGAACCAACCCCCCCGAUCUCCAAAACAUAAAUACACUACCAGUCAAACACUUGGACACACCUACUCAUUCAAGGGUUUUUCUUUAUUUUUACUAUUUUCUGCUUUGUAGAAUAAUAGGGAAGACACCAAAACUAUGAAAUAACACAUAUGGAAUCAUGUAGUAACCAAAAAAGUGUUAAACAAAUAUAUUUUAUAUUUGAGAUUCUUCAAAUAGCCACCCUUUGCCUUGAUGACAGCUUUGCACACUCUUGGCAUUCUCUCAACCAGCUUCACCUGGAAUGCUUUUCCAACAGUCUUGAAGGAGUUCCUACAUAUACUUAGCACUUUUUUGGUUACUACAUGAUUCCAUAUGUGUUAUUUCAUAGUUUAUUCUACAACGUAGAAAAUAGUAAAAAUAAAGAAAAACCCUUGAAUGAGUAGGUGUGUCCAAACUUUUGACUGGUAGUGUAUAUUAAACCAACAAACAAGAUGGCUGACCAAAAAUGUCCUUCCUUCUCUCUGUCCAUUCAGUUGGAGCAGGAGGUCCAGAGGGUUUCGGAGGCCUAUGAGACUCUGCUGCAGGGCAGCUGUAAGAGGGAGAGCCUGGAGCAGACCUUGAGGAGCAGACUGGUGGACAAGAUCAGCAGGCUGCAGGACUUCAACAGAGACCUCCAAGGUAAGGACUACAAAUACCACAAGCUCUCUGGUUUGUUAGACAUUGACUGGCCAGGCUUGUUUGUAUUUCGUUUAUGCCCUGAAACUGGUCCAAAACCAUUUUUGAGGAUUAUAUUGGUUUAUAUUAGUGUGGGACUGGUGGCAUGGAAACCUUUUCCCAAAUCAGUUUUAGUGUAAGUGUAUAGCAGUUAAGAAAUGCUUCCAGUUUUCCUAAACUUUUAAAUAUUUGCAUUACAGAAAGCCUGGCGAAUGCCAGAACACACGCCGCCAAAGAUGUGGAAGCUGCCGAACACAACCAGCACAUCAUGACCAAACUGCUCGAGCAAAGUAAGUGUCACCCAUUCCGUCUCUCUCACACCACCCCGAGUCUUAGACCUUCAGCCAUGUCACAGGAUUGGAGCAUAGCACUGAACCCUAUACCCAAGCUACAUCCUCUAUGCAGGAAUUUCCAUUGCAUAACCUCCGCUUAUCUGGUGAGAACGCCUCAACAGUAAACACAGGUAGUCUAGCGGUUAGAGCGUUGGGCAGUAACUGAAAAGUCGCUAGUUCGAAUCCCAGAGCAGACGAGUGAAUUGGUCCAUGUGCCUUUGAACAAGGCACUUAACCCUAAUUGCUUCAGGGUCGCCGCUGAUAAUGGCUGACCCUAAACUUGACUCCCCUCUCUGAGGGUGUCUCGGGAGUUUGGAUAUGGAAAAAACACAUUUCCAUUUCACACAUGCGUAUACUACACACUUCUACAUGUGUGAACUAGGGCAAAUAUAAGCACCCACCUAACCAUUAUAAUUUAUUGCUAUAGGAAAGGGAACUACUAAUGAGAAAAUACCAUUGAACUAACAUCAGGUUCCUGGUGGUUGUUGAUUUACGUUGUCUAUUUAAGCAGUGGGCCUUUCCCAAGGCUUGAUGAGAGAUAGGGUUGGAGGAAUGUUUCUUGUUAAGUGGGUCAAAGGGAUGGGGGCGUGUACCUUCCUGUUCCUCCCCCUUGACAUUCCACGAGUGCUUGGGCAAAUGAUGGCUGAAUCCUGGGACGUAUUAGCGGGGUUAGAGCGAUGGUGGUGUGAUGGCUUAAGACAGUCUAAGCUCUCAUUUUCACCUUCGAAAUAGCUCCAUGUGGCCUUAGACUGAGACUGGUUUUCAUGUCUCGUGUCCAGCGCAGUACACAACACUAGCUUUUCACUGAUGUAUCUCCUAAAUGUAUCCUAUGUGUGAAUGUUGUACAGUUUGUAGCUUUUUGGUUAUACCAUAUCUAACCUUUUCCCCCUCUUCUCUUCCCCUCCCCUCUUCUACUUUCUCCUCCCCUCUUCUCCCCUCUUCUCUUCUCCCUUCUUCUCCUCCCUCUCCUCUUCUACUUUCUUCUCUUCCCCUCCCCUCUUCCCCUCUUCUCUUCUCAUUCUUUCCUCCCAUCAGACGAGGAGCAGCAGUUUGAGCGUGAGCGCGCAGAGCGAGAACUCCAGCGGCUCCGUAACUCCGCCGAGGAGCAGGGCCUGAGGGUGGAGCAGCUGGAGGAGGCCCUGGAGGCCCAGCGGUGCAAGGGCCGGCAGCUGGAGGAGGAGCUGCGGCGGAAGCGGGCCUACGUGGAGAAGGUGGAGCGGCUGCAGAGCGCCCUGGCUCAGCUGCAGACCACCUGCGAGAAGCGUGAGGGCCUGGAGAUGAGGUUGAGGACACGCCUGGAGCAGGAGCUGAAGAGCCUGAGGGCGCAGCAGAGGCAGUCUCACCCACCGGGCGUGACGGUGGGCUCGCUGCACGAGCAUCUGAGGGAGAGAGAGGAGCGUAUCCUAGCCCUGGAGGCGGACAUGGUGCGCUGGGAGCAGAAGUACUUGGAGGAGAGCACCAUGAGGCAGUUUGCCAUGGACGUGGCCGCCACCGCCGCCGCUCAGAGGUGAGGGUCAGCGGUUAAACGUUAGGGGAUAGAUCGCUGAAGGGUUGUGUUCUGUAUGCACAUACAGAAGAAAACAUUUUCAAAACAUGUAGUCUAAAUACGUUUUUAUACUUUACAUAUUUCCUGCAUCCAUUUCCUAAAGGAAUGUAUUUUCUCCGUUCCAGAGACACAACCAUCAUCAACCAUUCUCCCUGCCACUCUUCCAACAACAGCUUCAAUGAGGACCUGCCUGUAGCUGACUACAGAAACCAGGAGAUGGAAAACCGGUAUGAAGAUGACGCAUUAAAAAAAAAAAAAUGAUUCUUAAUUUAUAAUAUUGCUGUUAUGACACUUUCUAUGCAUCUAAGUCUAAUGUACUUUGUUGCAUCAGAUGGCAAUGAUCAGAGAGACACCAUUUGUCUAAUCUGACUCCAUAUUUAUCUUGUCUAUAGGAUCCGUGCUCUCUACACCCAAAUCCUGGCGAAGGAUGCUGUCAUUAAUAUCCUCCAUCAGCAUUUGCACCAGGAACAGAUCAAGAAGGAUGGCUCUUGUCUGCCCACCACCACGUACACUCCUGUCAGCACGGCCAGCUACACCAGCAUAGGCAAAGGUAAGGAUGAGGGUCAGAGAUGAAAAACCUCAUAACACCUUGUUAACUAUUACUCAAGGGGUCCCUCAGGGCUCUGUUCAGGGGCCACUGUUGUUCUCUACAUACAUGCGACAUAAUCAAAUAUGAAGUAAGGAGUUAUUGUCAAAGAUAAUUAUAAUGGACAUUGAAGUGGAUUGAGGAUAGAAUGAGAGCACCUGUUUAUCAAUGAAAUGCGUGCCAGUGGCUGAUAUCUUUCAUGUUCUGUGUUGUAGGUAAGAGUCUGUCAGACGACCAGACUGCUCUCUCUCCUCUCCUGUGCUCCUCCGCAGCUCACCCCAGCCAGAACUGUGGAUCAGAGGAUGGAGCUAAGGCCAAAGAGCCGGCCACUGGUUGUAAGGUCAGCAUUGGUGAGUAGUCUACACACACACACACAUUCACCCAAACCGUUCUCUGUAACUGCAUCACAUGCUGUGCCAGGGCAGUCAUUAAUUUACCAAACAUACCCCCAUAGAACAAGCCAAUUGGCGAUGGCUCUGUAGGUCAGAGGUCAUCAGUGGGCUGCCGGAAUGUGCUAUGUUGUCGCACCUAGCCCCGAGGAUUGACUGCACUCAUUUACCUGAAUGGAUCAUCCCAAUGUGGAAACGUCAGCAUGUUUCUUUGGUUUCAGAUGAUGUACUUUAACUGUGGAUAAUUUUUCCACUGCUCCCACUCCUAACACAUUCCUCUAAUCAUUUGCCCUCUUCUGUUUUCAAGACGACGCUGCUGCACAACAACAUAAUGGGUUCAAGGAGGCGUUAAGAGGCCCGGAUGACUUGGAGGCAGAGGCAGUGGAAAUAUUCAUUUGA
Coregonus sp. 'balchen' is the source of this 6916-nucleotide messenger RNA. Lineage: Eukaryota; Metazoa; Chordata; Actinopteri; Salmoniformes; Salmonidae. The record is from the annotation of a GenBank genome assembly.